GGUGACACCUAACAUUACCUUACGCAACAUUAUCUGAAUUAAUCGGGAAAUAUUAUUUCAAUUUACUCAAUCUACACUCUUACCUACCGAGGUGUUUGGGGAAACUCGUUAACAGAAUUAAACAGGUCUGUAGUGUGUUUGCUGUCGUGGUUUGCAAUUGCUGAGCAUGCGACGAGCUUCGUCGACAUCUACUUUGCUCAUGCGAUUGAGCUAAAUACGCUAUCCAAAUAUACGAAAUGGAAGUUGCAAAUGGAACCCCAGCCCCUGGUGCUCCGGCAACAAAUGGCGAGCGAGAAGAUCCAGGGGGCUUCAAGCUAAAAUUCUGUACUGUCUGUGCCAGUAAUCAAAAUAGGUCGAUGGAAGCACAUCUACGACUAUCGCAGGCUCACUAUCCCGUCAUAUCUUUUGGUACAGGGUCUCUUGUUCGGCUUCCCGGACCUUCGAUUACUCAACCCAAUGUAUACCAGUUUAAUAAGGUAUCGUACGAUGCGAUGUAUAAGGAACUCCACGAGAAAGAUCCCAGGUUAUAUACUGCCAAUGGUCUAUUGAACAUGCUAGGAAGAAAUAGACAAGUGAAGUGGGGACCAGAACGAUGGCAGGAUUGGCAAAUAGGCAUUCCCAGAACCGAUCAUACGACAGAUCGCGGAAGCGAAGGUACGGAGGGUGGCGUGGUCGACAUCGUUUUUACGUGCGAAGAGAGAUGUUGGGAUGCUGUCAUUGAUGAUCUGUUGAAUCGAGGUUCCCCGUUGAACCGUCCCGUUCAUGUCAUCAACGUUGACAUCAAGGAUAACCACGAAGAAGCCUCGAUCGGGGGUCGAGGCAUUCUCGACCUCGCAGACUCAUUAAACAAUGCGGCUAGGGAGGAACGUGAGAGCAUGGGACCCGCCGCAUUCGACAUGGCGAGCGCUGCUAGCAGGGCCACAUUUGACGAACGUGUGCCGGAGAUAAUUGGAGAAUGGCAGGAGAGGUGGCCGAAUUUGCCGGCGACGUGGACGUUAGCCUGGUUUUGAUAUGUGGUUGCGGAAUUUCUUUUUACCCAUGAUACCCCGGAAUAUUUUCCAUCACCGAUGAUUAGAGGCGUACCGACACUUGAUCAUUGCCUGAAAUUUGCAGCUUAGAAUGACAAUUACCAAUUCUUACCACUAGAUCUGGUUUAAAGACGUGGCAAGGCUAGUUGUGAAGAAAAGCUCUACUAAUAUUUCCUAAGUUACGUUACCAUCAAAAACAAAUCUCAAUGAC
Molecule: messenger RNA, 1239 nt
Organism: Annulohypoxylon maeteangense
Lineage: Eukaryota; Fungi; Ascomycota; Sordariomycetes; Xylariales; Hypoxylaceae
Product: RNA polymerase II subunit A C-terminal domain phosphatase SSU72
Exons: 2
Coding region: 237-1010 (257 amino acids)
Biological process (GO): termination of RNA polymerase II transcription
Cellular component (GO): nucleus; mRNA cleavage and polyadenylation specificity factor complex
Molecular function (GO): RNA polymerase II CTD heptapeptide repeat phosphatase activity
Source: RefSeq, a predicted model, not a curated record